Messenger RNA from Dermacentor silvarum, 1516 nucleotides. RefSeq lists its product as uncharacterized. NCBI's taxonomy places the organism in Eukaryota, Metazoa, Arthropoda, Arachnida, Ixodida, Ixodidae. Bases 370 to 1029 code for a protein of 219 amino acids. The transcript has 2 exons. The record is from RefSeq and is a predicted model, not a curated record.
UUAGAAGCAGCUUCAAACUUUCGUGAUGGUCAGGCUUGCACUGAUAAGGAAAAUGCAUGGCUGCCUCCAUACUCAAGUACUGUGCCUUGUGCGCCACUUGCACACAUCGACUUUGCGUCAGCUACCACCAAGAAAAGGCGGCUAGAUGGACAUCGAUCAUCAUCCUCAAAGAAACCAGCCACCACUAUUGAGAGGCCUUCACAGUGCGAAUGGAAGGGCUUUCUCGACAGAAUUAAGAAGGCUGGCAAAUAUUCUGCAGUGUUGGCACUGAAAAAGGACUAUUGCGAGGAGUUCAUUCCUGUGCAAGUGAAGCACUCCACUGCUCUUCUCGGACACUUGGCAAGAGACAAGCCAUUGUCAAGGGAUGCGAUGCUGGAGGAGUGCGAAAUGUUUGCCCAGGCGUAUGUUGUAGAGCCAAAGGUCUGUAAAGAUGUGGAAGCGGCAACGAGAGGUCAGUCGGCCUCACCAACAUGGUUCGCCUUCAGAGCAGGCCGGGUCACAGCAUCGACAGCCCACGCAGCUUGCCGAACGACCUUGACUCAGCCAUCUGUGAGCCUGGUUAAGAAGAUCUGCUACCCGGAGGAGAGCAAGUUUUCUUCUCCUGCAACUAAUUGGGGUCUGCGCAAGGAGGACAUUGCCAGGAACCAAUACGUUGCUGAAGCAUCCAGCCAGCACAAAGAGUUUGUUUGCAACAAGUCUGGAUUGCAUAUUAGUUCACAUGAGCCCCACAUGGCAGCAAGCCCAGAUGGCCUGAUUUCUUGUGCCUGCUGCCAAGAUGGCGUUUUAGAAAUUAAGUGCCCAUAUUCAGCUGCUUGUGUAAAGGACGUUGUGACCCAGAAAAGUGGCUGCUUAGAAGUUGCUGCUAGUGAUAAUACACUAAAGCUGAAACGACAACAUGCUUACUACACGCAAAUACAAAUGCAGCUUUUUGUUUGCCAGCGCAGCUAUUGCGACUUUUUGUGUGGACACCAGCAGAUAGCCAUCUUGAAAGAAUCUUCCUGGAUGCCGAAUUUUGUCAAGGGGUCGUGAACAGGAGUAGGGAUUUUUUCAAGAUAGUCCUGUUGCCAGAGUUGUUAUUUAAGACCUGGACAACAUCUUCAGAGAACAAAAAUGGGCCUGAAGACUCUUCUGAUGACGGAGCACUGCAUUUCUGUUAUUGCGGUGGUCCAGAGUCUGGAGACAUGGUAGAAUGCAGUGGCCCAGACUGUGAGGGUAAAUGGUUUCACUUUCAGUGUGCCAACUUGAAGCGCCCUCCGAAAGCGAAGGCUUGGUUCUGCAAGGGUUGCAAACCCCGAAAGUGAUAAAUAUGCAUAUUUGUAGUCCUGUUAUAGGUAAUGUAAGUGCACACAUGAAAGGACCUAGUGAACUUGUUCUGUGAAAUUAGCCUUACAAAAUAUUGCUGCAUACAAGGGGAAACUGAACAGAGUCAUCAAACUGUUCACCUUAUCACUGAAUUUUACAUAGCGAAGUACAUUAUGAAGGAGCAGUCUAAUAAAUGUGGAAUCUUUGGAUGACA